CGGAAAGGGGUUAGGGCACUGAACGAACGAUAGUAUUUAAUUCAAAUUGGUCCAAAUGUUGGUUUCGGAUACCGGUAUAAACUCGUCGUCGGAAAUCCUCGUUAAAGUCGUUGGACCAGAUGGGCAAACAUUUACCGCUUAUUUUCCUGAAGAUACUCUCAUAGAGGAAGUAAAAAAUCGAGCAAUAGAUUUCUUCUAUCCGAAUGGAGAGAAUGGAUCAAGCCGGUAUAAAAUGGUCCGAGUUGUAGAUACGUCCACUUUGCACGAUUUCCUCACAGUUGGCCAAGAACAAAUAGUCAUGGAAGAAGAGUUACUUUUGGUUGAAAGAAGGAUACCUGAUUCCGGAACCCUUUGGGAUCUUGGUACCGUUCGGGCACCGCUGCAAGGGACUAUUGCUGCUGCUACUGCAUCCUUACCGACUCCGCAAAAUACAAUUAGACAACCCAAUCUUCAAUCCUUGUUGUCUACCAAUGAAUUGUCCUACGAAUUGAAGAAAAUUCUCAUAUCUCUCAUAGAAGCAGGAGCAAGAUUAGCGGCUUCAGGGAGAAACUAUGAAAUGGCGCUGGCGCAGCUAUCUGCGGCGUUGGAAGAACCUCGUAUACACCAACGUCCGAUUAUAGAGGUAAUUACACCUGAAGAAAUCGAAGCACGAUUAAAGAGCAGCGAGUGGGAUCCUGGUGCAGCAACAACAACGACAAAUUCCAAUGGAGAUAAGUUAUAUAGACGCGCGGAGCAUUUGCAAAGAUUCUUGGAGAAAUUUCGCGCCUGGCGUAUAAAGAUAGCGGAACCUCCCAACCAAGAAGCGUUAACAACAUUGAAAGACCUUGGGUUUAAGGAAGAAGACGCCGAAAAAGCCUUAAGGAAUACUGGUAGCAACGUCCCAGCUGCUGCAUCUUGGUUGAUAGGCGAAAGGGGAUCCAGUGUCUUCGAGCUCAUAAACGGUUUACCUGAUGGGUUGAUUUUGCAGACUUUACUGAAGCAACCCCAGAUCCAAAGAGGUCUUCUGAACACGCGAAUGUUAAUCGCUUUCAUAGCUAUGGUUGGACAAACCGGUAGUGCGUCAUUGUGGCUUAAUUCUCCCCAUGGAAGUCCACUGCUGUCACAAAUUUCGAGAACCUACCACUCUGAGAAGUACUGCCUUGCAGUAAAUCAGUUUUCUGAGGAAAGACGUGAACAAACUACGACUCCUUCGACGUCUAGACAACGGAAUUAACGAUUUUUGAUUGUAGUAUAUUUUUGAUGACAUUUGAAAUAUAUGUUUGUUGUACCUCUAGUAGUAUUGUCGCUGAAUUAUUUUUCUUUGUGUAGAGUAGGUGUUGCGGACCGGCUACUGGACGGGGCAGAUAUAAAUCGUUUUAGUUAUUUUCUAUUUUCCUGUUACUCAUUGUUUAUGUACAUUUUUUGCCUAUGGUGCGUUCGUUUUUGUUUAGCUAAUUUUUCUCUAAAUUAUAAUUUUAUUUUGCUUUACUUUAAGAG
This is a messenger RNA of Hyposmocoma kahamanoa, 1476 nucleotides long. RefSeq names its product ubiquitin-associated domain-containing protein 1-like. Bases 56 to 1213 code for a protein of 385 amino acids. The record is from RefSeq and is a predicted model, not a curated record. Lineage: Eukaryota; Metazoa; Arthropoda; Insecta; Lepidoptera; Cosmopterigidae. Gene Ontology annotation, molecular function: protein binding. The transcript has a single exon.